GCACACACAGUCACAGUAUGGAGAGAGCGAGACAGAGGUGGAAGCGGUUUUAACGGAGAGAGCUGACCUCUUUAGUGCGCAGUGAUAGGAGAGUACAACAGCCAGAGCAAAUAGACAUUGUUUAGUGAGACGAGGAUCUCUCAGCGCGGCAUUCUCUUUCACUGAAACCAUCCUGGCAUAUGAGUUCAAGUUGCACGCAGGAGUAGGCUACCAAGUUUCCAAUGGACAUUUACUUGGAGACGGCAAGCAUGGGAUUAUUUCUGUAGCCUAAUGUGGAUUUCCUUGCAAGAAAAUAAAGGUCUGCUGCGGAACAAUGUGAGACGUUUCGCGUCUUGGAUUCUCGUUUUUCUGGAUAUCUUGAAAACCAUUGGCAACAGUUGAGAAAAUAAGAAGUUAUGCGCAAAGGAUUGUACGCUCCGGGACCAAUAUGGAUUUGCCAUUGCCAUUACAACCCCCUACCCCUUAUUUAGAGAAGUUCUAGCCGGUCCACUUUGUGUUGUUGUUUGUUUGUUUGUUUAUAUAAACUUCAUGUUUGAGAACAAAUCGCCACAUUGGCCUCUUGGAUUUUAAAACGUCGCCUGCCUUUGGAUUGGAUUUUCAACACCAUGAACUUUAUUGACAGUUUGACACUAUUAUUUUUGACGCUGUCAGCUGUCAAGAGCGCCCACAUACCGAAGGAAACAGAAAGAGGUCCACAUGACGUGAUCCCUUUAAUGGAGGUGUACAACAAGAGUUUGUGUCAGCCUCGGGAGCUGCUGGUGGAGAUCCUGGAGGAGUAUCCGGAGGAGGUGGAGCACAUCUUCAUCCCGUCCUGCGUCGUGUUGACGCGGUGCGCUGGCUGCUGCAAUGACGAGAUGCUGCAGUGCACGCCAACAUCCAGCUAUAACAUUACAAUGGAGAUAAAAAGAAUAAAACCCCAAAGGCAACAGAACGAUAUUUUCAUGAGUUUUACAGAGCACAGCGCAUGUGAGUGUAGGUUAAAGAAAGAAGUGAAAGAAAAGAAAGAAAAAAAACCCCGGAAAGGCAAGGGUAGAGGCCAAAAGAGAAAACGAAAGAAAAACCGUGACAAAACAAUUCACGAUGCUGUUUGUGAGCCAUGUUGUGAUCACUGCAGCGACAGGAGAAAGCGUUUGUUCGUGCAGGAUCCCGCAACCUGCCGGUGCUCCUGCAAACACACAGAUGAAUACUGUAAAGAACGCCAGCUAGAGCUGAAUGAGCGGACCUGCAAAUGUGACAAGCCAAGGAGAUGAGAGAGGUGACGGCACCAGAUGUACAAGAUGAAGGAAUAUUCUAGAGAUAUUUCACAGCACAGCACUUUGACCUUUGAACCGUAAGCUCUUCUUUUCUGUGGAAAGCAUUCCCCUUGGACUGACUAAGAAGGAACACUAAAAAAAGACUGAACUGAAGUUUCCUCCCACUGUAUAUCUGUGUGUAUAUAGACCAUGAUAAAAGAAAAUAAGAGUACAGAAUUGUUAUGCUGCUACAGAAACAAAACACUAAACCCAUCAUUUGACAAAAAGCAAAUAGCCGCCAUGUGGUUUUGCAUUUCUAACAGGCUUGCGAUGCAGGUGUAGUCUUGUUGUCAAUUCAUUGUAUGCAAUUACUUCACUGGAUAUGAGUCUCUACUGUGGUUGUGUGUCAAUCAUAAACUUGCAAAACCUCUCAAUCUAAGAUAUAUUUAACUGCUAAAUCAGCGGUUGAGGCUGAAGAGGACAUGGGAGCGCACUCUCCUUACAAUAAUGAUGGAUGGAUUUUCGUCGGCCGAUGUCUACUUUUGCUUUUGGAGUACAACAGGAGGACAAUCGGGACAGCUGAAUCUGUCGCUACAUGAUACCGCCUCCUUUCCUCUGAGGACAUUGCAGGACUGAUGUGGACUUACACAAUGUCACCAUUGUGAUCAGCUUGCAGGAGAAGAGACUCCGGAGUGCCAUAUACAUUUAAAGGGAUACUGGUUAUCAAUAUAGCAUCUAAUGUUGUGCUAUGUCCUACAUGAAAACCACUGAAAACAUCCUAUACUGUAGUUUGAUUCCAUUUGAAAAACUGUGCCUCACAUAAUGUACUGAGAAAUCUUUCGAGUGCUUUUUAAAUUAUUUUUUGUUUCUUUUCUUUCUUUUUUCCGGAGAGGGGAUUGUCAAAGUAGUUUUCUUAGUUGUUGAACUCAAUACAGAAUCUAUUGAUUACAUAUCUACUUCUCUGAACUUGUACAUACUUAAUAUCCCUUUAUGCCAUAGUCCAUUCUAGAUAAUUUAUAAUGUUAUAGAGUAUUUUUCAGUAUUCAGUCUUCUACCCAUAUUUAAUUUGGUCUAUUUAUAUAUGCAGUGUUAUGUACCUGUGGCUGUCCUAUCUCCCCCCAUGUGUAAGGUCACUGAUGGCUACUCGCAGCACAGAGUCUCUGUGCUUUUCUAUGAAACAAAAAACAGCAAAAAGAAAAAAAAAAUCAAAAUGAUAUGUUAACAUUCCCUAAAUGGAUCAUUUGUACUGGUGUACUGAUGACAUCUCUGGAUUUUUCAACCCCUCUUAUCUAAGGGUGUGGGUGCUGUGUAGGAUUUUAACAUGCGUUUAUCUGUGUUUUUGUGUACGUGUGUGUGUAUGAGUGUGUGUUCACGUGCAUUUGCCGAUGGGCACAUCUGUGUGUAGGUGUUAGUAAGUUGUAUUUAAGUAUUUAAAUAAGUAGCGGACUUGUGUUUUGUCCGUCCUGCACGAUGCAAAUACAAAUAAACUACUGCUAGCAGCUCAGCAUACACUACCACAACACCACCACCGUUUGGAAUUUGGAUAACAAUCUGCAUCCUUCCUGCCAUCAGUCUUAGAGCCCUCUUUAUUAGUUCUUUGUCUCUCCUUCACUAUUAACAUGUUUUCUGUGUCUAUGUAAAACAGUAAAGCAUAUUUAUUUUCAAAUUAUAUUGUUUUUAUAUAAAAUAAGGAAAAGGUUGCUGUGUUGUGAAUGCUGUGUUUUCAAGAGGUUUAAUUAGGCAACAUGAGUUUUCCAUGUUUUUGUGCGGAAAGUUGAUAGUCACACAUAAGGAUCCCUGCAGAAUGUAAUCUGAAACAAAAAAGAACAGAGAAAUAAGAAAUCCCUGCAGGCUUUUCAUGACAGACAGACAGAGAUUCAGCCUUAUGAAUAAAAUGGCACUUUGAAGCAG
This is a messenger RNA of Centropristis striata (black sea bass), 3143 nucleotides long. RefSeq names its product vascular endothelial growth factor Ab (gene vegfab). Lineage: Eukaryota; Metazoa; Chordata; Actinopteri; Perciformes; Serranidae. The transcript has 8 exons. Gene Ontology annotation, molecular function: chemoattractant activity; vascular endothelial growth factor receptor 1 binding; growth factor activity. Gene Ontology annotation, cellular component: membrane. The record is from RefSeq and is a predicted model, not a curated record. Gene Ontology annotation, biological process: vascular endothelial growth factor receptor signaling pathway; positive regulation of mast cell chemotaxis; positive regulation of protein phosphorylation. The coding region runs from base 606 to 1250 and encodes 214 amino acids.